CCUAGUUGGGGGCUGAUGGUCUUGCUCCGCCCAAUGCUAUAUAAAGAGGGCCCAGGACACCUGCUGGAAUCGAGGUCUCCAUCAUCUCUAUUUCCCUCAAUCUCUUUACUACUACCAGUUCUUUCUUCUACGUUGACUUUCAUACUGACCCCCAAGACCCCACGACAAUGUCUCGCUUCCCUGUCAUUCCUCCAGAUCAACAGACCGCCGAGCAGAGCCUGGUCGAGCCCAGUGCUCGCCGCAUCUUCUCUCAUCUGCCUCCCGAAGUACAAUGGCAGGGUUCCUCGGGUGUCAUUCUGGGCCCUUACUCUCCUCUGUACUACACUCCCUCCAUAAUCAAGCCCUGGUUCUCCUUCGCCUACUCCAUCGGGUCUCAACCCCACGUCACAGCGCGCGAGAAGGAGCUCGCCAUCCUCGCUACUUUAGCUGAACACAGGGCGCCCUAUGUCCAGUACGCCCAUUCGCACAGUGCCCGCGCUGCAGGGUUCUCCCAGGAGCAGAUCGCCCAGGCGCUGCAGGGACAACACCAGCAGCCUCCUGCCGGGUUAUCUGACGCUGAGCAGGCUGCCUAUAUGGCAGCAUUGGCAAUGGCGCGGUCGAGGGGCCCCAUCUCCACGGAGGAUUUCAAGACUGCAGUGGCUGCCCUGGGCAGGGAGAAGGUGGCGGAGUUGGCUCAUGUCGUAGGCGGAUAUAUGUAUGUUUGCUUGCUGUCGAAUUUGGCGAAUGAGGAGGUUCCGGAUGGGGGUGUGGUUGGUGAGGAGGAUGGGAGGGUUGAUGAGUAG
Messenger RNA from Aspergillus vadensis CBS 113365, 782 nucleotides. RefSeq names its product carboxymuconolactone decarboxylase family protein. Lineage: Eukaryota; Fungi; Ascomycota; Eurotiomycetes; Eurotiales; Aspergillaceae. The transcript is spliced from 2 exons. The record is from RefSeq and is a predicted model, not a curated record. The coding region runs from base 168 to 782 and encodes 204 amino acids. Gene Ontology annotation, molecular function: peroxiredoxin activity.